CUGAAGCACUCCAGCAGCCUCUCUCAGAAGACCAGCCAUGGCCAGCCCAGGGCUCCCGCUCCUGCUCUUGCUGCUGGCGGCCCCACCACUGCAGCCCUCCUGGCUGCCACCGCCAGACACCCCAGAGGGCAAGGCCACCAUCACGGGCUUCAUCCUCUCUGCACUGGACAGAGCCACGUCCUUCCUGAAAAAGAGGCUGCCCGAAAUCAACCUGGACGGCGUGGUGGGGUUCCGGAUGCUGGAAGUGCAGCUCAAAGGCGUUCAGGAGAAGUGGGCACAGGACUCCCAGCUGCAGCCACUCAGCCUGCGUGUGGGCAAGCUGGUGGAGAAGUUGGCUCCUCUCCUCCAUGAUUCCAUCUUCUACCUCAACCUGAGUGACCCCGAGUACCUGAGACAGUUCCACCUGACCAUCAAACCUGGGUUUUGGAAGCUUCCACGUGCCUGGACUCACACUGAGGCCUCCAUGGUCUACCCCACUUUUGAGCAGGAGGACUCCUUCUCAGAGGAGCUCAGUGACUUGUGCCUGGUGCAGCUGCUGGGAACCGGGACAAACAGCAGCCAGCCCUGCCGGCUCUCCAAUUUCUGCAGAAGCCUCAUGACCAGGCCCGGCUGCUCUGGCUACUGCCUGUCCCACCAGCUACUCUUCUUCCUCUCAGCCAGAAUGAGGGGGUGCACCAGAGGGCUGUUCCGCCAGAGCCAGCACUACAUGAACGUCUUCUGUGCCAACAUGAUGGACCUGAACCGGAGAGCCGACGCCAUCGGAUAUGCCUACCCAACCCGGGAUAUCUUCAUGGAAAACAUCGUGUUCUGUGGGAUGAGUGGCUUCUCCGACUUCUACAAGCUCCGGUGGCUGCAGGCCAUUCUCAGCUGGCAGAAGCCGCGGGAAGGAUGCUAUGGGGAGCCAGCUGCUGAAGAUGAAGAAUUACCUAAAGCCAUUCAGUACCAACAGCAGUUUUUGAGAAGAGUGAAGAGGCGAGAGAAACAGUUUGCAGAUGGCUGCUCCUCCCACAACACAGCCAUGGCUGUUGCAGCCCUGGGUGGCUUCCUCUAUGUCCUGGCGGAAUACCCCCCGGCAGAGGGAAAGCUGCAGCCACCCACGAUGACACCACCCAACCAGCACUGACACAGUUCCACGCCUGCCACCACCAGGAAGAUGAAGCCCACACCUUUAGUCCAUCGUAUUCUGAAGUCCUGGGGUGCAGGUCACAUCCUGAGGCUGAAGCAGCUGAAGCAAAGAACCCAGGGUCAUCGCUGUCCCCCUUGCCCUCGGGCAGCCGAGCGGGGGAGGUGGGGCCGGGAUGGACCCAGGUGUGGGAGCAGAUGAAUAAAUGUAGAGUGCAGCUGA
Messenger RNA from Capra hircus (goat), 1345 nucleotides. It is a transcript of the gene C25H16orf89, whose product is annotated as chromosome 25 C16orf89 homolog. The transcript has 8 exons. Gene Ontology annotation, cellular component: membrane; cytosol. The record is from RefSeq and is a predicted model, not a curated record. Lineage: Eukaryota; Metazoa; Chordata; Mammalia; Artiodactyla; Bovidae. Bases 38 to 1123 code for a protein of 361 amino acids.